This is a messenger RNA of Syngnathus acus (greater pipefish), 2716 nucleotides long. Its product is annotated as moesin-like. Gene Ontology annotation, cellular component: apical part of cell; plasma membrane; cytoskeleton. The transcript is spliced from 16 exons. Bases 562 to 2349 code for a protein of 595 amino acids. NCBI's taxonomy places the organism in Eukaryota, Metazoa, Chordata, Actinopteri, Syngnathiformes, Syngnathidae. Gene Ontology annotation, molecular function: actin binding; cell adhesion molecule binding. Gene Ontology annotation, biological process: positive regulation of early endosome to late endosome transport; regulation of cell shape; regulation of organelle assembly. The record is from RefSeq and is a predicted model, not a curated record.
AGAAGAUCUUGGAGAUGUCCAUUAAAGUCAUGUCCACAGCUCGACCCACAGCCAUAUUUACCUCCAGGAUGCUACAAGUCAAAGCUCUUCCAUCUGCAAUGGCUGACAAUAUGCAAUAGAGAGGCUGGAUCUAACCCACCUACGAUUAUGGGCGAAAUGUGAUUCUGUUAUUACACCAGAUUAGAUGUGUGAAUAUUGCUGUUGAGACAACUUAGUUUACCUCACAGAAUGAAUAAAGCAUCCAUCCACUGAGAUCCAGCUGUCAUUCUGUCUAUUAAAAACAUCACAAUUCAAAUUAAAACAAUUGUAGCAGACACAGAUGCAUGAACAAAAUGUGACGAAGAGACAGGUGCCCAGAUGAAGUCUGCCUUUGCUUGGGCCCCAGGCUGCCUUUGGAUUAAAUCUGAGGUAGGUACUUGGGAACAAUACAAUGGUCUUUUCUCACUCCGUCUAAUCCUUGUUGGUAUUGCAAGCGCUUUCAUAUGACUGCACAGAGAAAAAGAGAGAAGCGUCCCGAAGAAAUAUUCUUUUGCUACCGACCACAGAAAAGAAUAAAGAGAAAUGUCAACUCCUCCACCAACCUCUUGUGAGUGGAUGCUCCUGGUUGAACAGAAGAAUAUAAAUGUUCGGGUUACGAGCAUGGACGCUGAGCUGGAAUUUGCCAUCCUGCCCAGCACCACUGGCAAACAACUUUUUGAUCAGAUAGUGAAAACAAUCGGGCUGAGGGAAACAUGGUUCUUCGGUCUCCAGUACCAGGACAGCAAAGGCUUCUCUACUUGGCUAAAGCUCAACAAAAGGGUGACUGCUCAAGAUGUGAAGAGGGACAACCCUCUGUUGAUAAAGUUCAGGGCAAAGUUUUACCCUGAGGAUGUUGCGGAAGAACUCAUUCAGGAGGCAACACAACGUCUCUUCUUUCUGCAGGUGAAAGAAAGCAUCCUAAAUGAUGACAUUUAUUGUCCACCUGAGACUGCCGUCCUUUUAGCCUCGUAUACAGUUCAAGUCAAACAUGGAGACUACAGAAAAGACUAUCACGUUCCGGGCUACCUAACCAGAGAGAAGCUGCUUCCCCAAAGGGUUUUAGAGCAGCACAAACUGAAUAAAAAUCAAUGGGAGGAAAGAAUUCAAGUGUGGCAUCAAGAGCACAAGGGAAUACUACGGGAGGACGCCAUAGUGGAGUACUUGAAGAUAGCCCAGGAUCUAGAAAUGUAUGGGGUCAACUACUUCAGCAUCAAGAACAAGAAAGGAACUGAGCUGUGGUUGGGAGUGGAUGCCCUGGGCCUCAACAUAUAUGACAAAAAAGACAAGCUGACCCCAAAGAUUGGUUUCCCCUGGAGUGAGAUCAGAAAUAUUUCCUUCAAUGACAAGAAGUUCGUCAUCAAACCUAUUGACAAGAAAUCUCCGGACUUUGUUUUCUAUGUACCCCGCCUUCGUAUCAACAAACGCAUCCUGGCGCUGUGUAUGGGAAACCACGACUUGUACAUGCGCAGACGCAAACCGGACACCAUUGAAGUGCAGCAGAUGAAGGCCCAGGCGAGAGAGGAGAAGAAUAAGAGGCAGAUGGAGAGGGCUCUGCUUGAGAGUGAGAAAAAAAAGCGUGAAAAUGCUGAGAAGGAAACAGAGAAGAUUGCUCGCGAGACCAUGGAACUGAUGGAGAGAUUGCGACAGAUUGAAGAGCAGACAAAGAGAGCUCAAGAUGAGCUCGAGGAGCAGACUCGCAGGGCGCUUGAGUUAGAGAAGGAAAGGACACUUGCGCAGGAGGAAGCUGAGAUCCUGGACAAUGACCACAAGGCUGCCAUGCAGGCUAAAGAAGCCCUGCUACAACAUCCUCAGUCUGAGAUGAAGAGUCAGGAAGAGCUGGCCACUGAGCUGGCAGAGCUUACGUCGAAAAUCUCCCAGCUGGAAGAAGCCAAGAAGAAAAAGGACGAGGAGGCAACGAGAUGGCAGAAAAGGGCAAUGAUGGUAGAAGCUGAUUUAGAGAGGACCAAAGAGGAGCUGAAGUCGAAAAUAAUGGGAAUCCACAUCCAGGAUUCUGUACACCCUCACAUGCAUGAUCACGACGAGACGGAUGAGAGCAGUGCGGAGGCGAGUGCUGAGUUAAUGUCUCCCGGCACGGUACGCGACCGUAGUGAGGAGGAAAGAGUUACUGAGGCCCAGAAGAACCAGAGACUUCAGAAAAACUUGAAGUUCCUGAGUACUGAGCUUGCUCGAGCUGUAGACGAGAGCAAAAAGACCCCAAAUGACCUGAUCCAUGCUGAGAAUGUCAAGGCCGGCCGUGACAAAUACAAGACCCUACGUCAGAUUCGUCAGGGCAACACCAAACAGCGUAUUGAUGAAUUUGAGUCCAUGUAAGAAAUGUCCGUUGACGGACUGAAUGAUCAACUGAAUUGGAUUAAGAAACUGAGAAGUAGAGCAGUAUUGAAUUGAUAACAGUGUAGGAUCUCAGAACGAAUGAAUAGAAUUAAUAUAACAAUAUACUGUUACUAUCCUUGAUUUCGAUUUUUCAUUCACUUACUGCAAAUGUACUGCAAAUAUACUGUAAUUAUAAUGUUGGGUACGCUUGCACAUUCUAAUAAGAGCCAAUAAAAAAUGUUUAGCAAAAUGACGAUGCAUAUAAAAUUUGUGUAUUGAAUGGCAUUGUAAUGUACCAAUUACAUUAGCCAUAGACCAAGCUUUAUUGCAUCAAACCUUUAAUCCAAAUAAAUUUCAAUCCCACAUA